This is a messenger RNA of Ceutorhynchus assimilis (cabbage seed weevil), 539 nucleotides long. The record is from the annotation of a GenBank genome assembly. NCBI's taxonomy places the organism in Eukaryota, Metazoa, Arthropoda, Insecta, Coleoptera, Curculionidae.
UAAUUCCAAUAGGUGGUACGCCAAUGUUAUUAUUAUUGUGCAAUUAAUGGCAUCAACUAUACCUAUUUAAGCAAGUUUUAUGUCAAUGCGGACAAAAGUGCAACAUAAAAAUCACAUCAUGAAAUUGGCAUUAAUUCUCUUAUCAUUAUCCAUUGCUACGGUAUUGGGUACCAGUCCAAUCCAGAGUCCACCACAUCCGUGUCAAUGUUGGCCAGAAUGGAACCCGGUUUUAGAAGGGGCAGAUUAUCAUUGUAAAGAUUCGAGAUCCGAGAAAACUUUCCACUGCAACAUCGAAAUACCGCCGAUUUGUACUUGCAAGCAAAAUGGUUCCCUAGUUAAACUACCCUUGGGGGAAGUUAAUUGUGUGGGAGGAGGACACAACGACUACGACAACACAAAUUGCGAAACUACUCCGGAAUGGGAGGCUUGGUUCAAUAAGAAUCCUCAAUACAGGCUUUAUCAUUGAAAAUUAUGUUUGUAUAUAAUCUAUCAUAUAGAAUUUUAGUGUUUUGAGCAUUGAAAUUUGAGUUUUUUUCUUA